This is a messenger RNA of Polistes canadensis, 1404 nucleotides long. RefSeq names its product facilitated trehalose transporter Tret1-like. Gene Ontology annotation, biological process: transmembrane transport. The record is from RefSeq and is a predicted model, not a curated record. NCBI's taxonomy places the organism in Eukaryota, Metazoa, Arthropoda, Insecta, Hymenoptera, Vespidae. Gene Ontology annotation, molecular function: transmembrane transporter activity. The transcript is spliced from 3 exons. The coding region runs from base 1 to 1404 and encodes 467 amino acids. Gene Ontology annotation, cellular component: membrane.
AUGAGUAACGAUGGAGAAAGGGGGAAAUAUAAGUCACCGGAUGGCUCUAAACUGUGGGAAUAUUUAGCAAUUUUUGUUUGUAAUCUGUUGACUUUGUCCGUUGGUAUAGUGUUAGGAUGGAAUGCACCAACCGUUGUAUUCUUAUUAUCACCGGAUUCACCAAUUCAUUUUACUAGCUCAAAUAUCUCAACUUUAACGGCUGUUAUGUCAGCUGGUAAUAUGUUAGCACCGUUAGUCAGUGUGCUUUUACUUGAUAGAAUUGGAAGAAAAUAUACUAUAUUGUUAUGUAGUCUACCACUCAUCGUUGGUUGGAGUAUGAUCAUGAUGGCGAAAAGCGUAUUGGUGAUGAAUGUGGCUAGGUUUGUUUCUGGGAUUUCUUUGGGAUCUGGCUUAAUCACAGCUACAUCAUACUGUGGUGAAAUAUCUUCAGUAAAGACGCGAGGUGCUAACGUAUCGAUAUUGGCUGUAAUGUUCACGAUUGGUAUCUUAAUGUCUUAUAUAAUAGUGCCAUAUCUGUCGAUGACAAAAGUAGCUGGUAUAUUCCUAUUUUUGUUGAUUUGUUUCGUUGUUCUAUUUUCAUUUAUGCCAGAAUCGCCCUAUUAUUUGGCGAUGAGAGGAAGAAUCGAGGAAGCUGAAGAGGUAUUAGAAAAAUUACGAGGUAAGACUGAUGUAUCUGAAGAAUUAGCAUUGGUUUUGGAAUCCUCAGUGACAAAGAAAAAUAAAAAAUCAACUACUUGGAACAUAUUGAAAGAUAUAUUAAUGAUUAAAGGACAUCGACGAGCCUUAUUUAUCAGCUUUCUCAUUAUCAUAAUUAUACAAUGCGGUGGUUUCGUUACGAUGCUCAUGUACGGACAGUUGAUUUUCUACGAAACAGCAAGUACAAUUUCUGAUUACAAAGCGAACGUAAUUGUUGGUAUUGCAUUAGUGUUAUCUUCCAUCCUUACAAUUUUAUUAGUUGACAAAUUAGGUCGUAAACCAUUUAUCUUUGUAUCCGGUAUCAUGAUUGGCCUUUGUACUCUAACCAUGGCCGUUUAUUUUUAUGCGAAAGAUUAUCUUCUCAUAGAUAUGUCAUCAAACAUUCUUGUAUCAUUAGUUGCACCCAUUUUAGUGGUAUUCUUCGGUAACGCUGGUUUUUCUAAUAUACUGUUGAUCACGACUUCCGAGAUAUUUGCUAUAGAAGUCAAAUCGAUUAGUUCUUGUAUAUACGGAAUUUUUAAUGGUUUAUUAUCGAUCAUCGUUAACAAACUUUAUAUUCAUAUUGCGAUAACUUUAAAUUAUGGUCAUGCUUAUCCCUUUUUUGGAUUUUGUCUCAUCACCUGGCUUACUACAGCUUUGUUGCUUAGUUUAUUACCGGAAACCAAAGGCAAGACUUUUCAAGAAAUUCAAAGAGAAUUUCAAAGUUGA